AUGCCCGCCAUGUGGGACAGCUUCAAAACUGGCACUGGCCCCAGCAUUCAUCAACAACCACCUCGAGAGCUCAAGAACCGACCCUUUCUCCGCCAGACCCAGAGUUCGAGUUCAUCACAAGCACUGCCACAGAAUAGGUCCACCACGAGCGUCAACAGCAGCAACGGUAGAAAUUUGAACAAGUCACGCGACAGCUACUACGACAACCAAACAUAUCUCCAAGACGACUUCGAAAACCGUCUUAACGGUCUCGGGAUUCGAAACGGCCCUUUCAGAUACGAAAUUCGACGUGGUAAGACAGUUCGACAACCAUACAGCGCUGGCCCACCUCGUCUCUCCCCUGCUCUCGGCUCAGACGACAUCCGAGCGAACGCUCCUCCCCGAAACCCUCGAAAAGGCGAGGACGACUCUCCUUGGAGACCUGCCUCGUCCGUUUAUCCCGACGACGAAUUCGACUCGAGCAAGCGCCACUCUCGUCACUUACACCAUCGAUUAUCUCGCUCCAAGGCGCCUGCCAAAGACAUGUACGGGCGUUCUGUCGAAAUCUCCCCUCCAAGCUCCCCCGAGUUUGAUGCUGCACGUUACGAACCAAACUCUCAAGAUGUUUCACCAAUCGAUGAGAGCCCAAAUUUAUCUCAGCUGGAUCUUCUAGGGGAACGCCGCCUCACUCCCCGACAAUCACAAACACACCUUCGUAGCCAAAUACCAACUAUGCGUCGCGAUAAGCCAACAAGCCCUGGUCAACCUUCACCACUUCGCACGACUAGGUCAACCGAUCAACUUGCAGAUAUCACCACUCCGUGGGAAACCAUGGAACCACCGGCUAGCUCAUCCGACAUGCCCCAGCAAACCUUUGGACUCACAACAGUCGUCACUGGACCGCAGCGUACCACUUCUGGCAAUCCUUCUCCUUCACUAGGACAGCGGAUUCGCAAGUUUGCUAGAGCAAAGCCAGAGCCUGUCAACACCAGGCCACCAUGGAAUGGGGCAAGUGGCCGUGCGCCUAUGGUCGAUCCAGUUCGGGACGAUCUAACUGUUGCACCAUUGAGCUUGCAGCGUAGGGUCAGCAAGCGUGUUGGGCUUGGUCGCGACCCGUCUCCUGAAACACCUAGCGGCAAUGCUGGAACAUCUCGACGACUCCUACCUUCACGGUCCACCCAGAACCUUAAGGAGGCUUAUAAAACACCAUCUCCCGAACUCAUUUCUCACUCGUAUCCCAGUCCACCCAAUACUGGCUCUCCUCCCUCUCAGCCCACGAUUACGCAUGCUGCCGCUGCACCCAUGCUCAAUCCUAAUAUGGUCCCUGACCAACUCAAGGCAGUCAAAAGGAAACCAUCGCCAUCGAGUCACAACCCACAUACGUCGUGGUCAAGUUCCGUUUAUUCCGCAAUGACAGAAGACACACUCCUCGGUAACAAACCGGCCAUUAGUUCCAUGGGGCCAGGAAGUCAGUCGACAACAGGAGACCUUUGGGUACAGCCUACUUCUCGCUUCAGUGUCACGACAUGUAACACUGCUGCUGUUGCUGUUGCUGCUGCUGAAACACCUCGUUUAUCCGACAGUGAAAGUCAAGCUUCUCCGCCGGACACACCGAAGCAGCAACCGUCAGUAAUGGAUCGUAGGAGACCAGUUCCCGGCGGAGAUAACUUCAGGAGAGCUUCAAACGUACCAAUCAUCAUAUCGAUGAAAUCAGCUUCGCCAUCUAAUGAUCGCCCAGCGUCUAUCAUUUCCACAGAUAAGGCACUUCCCCCUGCGCCGCCAGAGAUGCAGUCGGCAAACGAUCGUGUGGCAUAUCUCACGGCUAGGCUUGACAGUCUGGCGCACCGUCGCAAUAACAUCAACAAGAGUAUUAAGCAGAUGACAGAGUUGAUGCCCACAGACAGGCUUCUGUCUAAUACAGACGUUAUUCGCAAGCGUGAGAUUGAAAAGAAGAAGGUGGAAGGGCUCAAGGAGGAGCUGGCAGAGAUUCAGAGGGAGGAACACGACUUGGGCUUGAAGCUCUACCGAGCCAAUAAACGUCUGGAAAGAGAGGCGGCUUUUGAACCCUCAUCUCUCUGGGUUAGGCGCGUCACAUCAUAA
Molecule: messenger RNA, 2079 nt
Organism: Fusarium mangiferae
Lineage: Eukaryota; Fungi; Ascomycota; Sordariomycetes; Hypocreales; Nectriaceae
Exons: 3
Coding region: 1-2079 (692 amino acids)
Source: RefSeq, a predicted model, not a curated record